Ictalurus punctatus (channel catfish) is the source of this 14352-nucleotide messenger RNA. It is a transcript of the gene frmd4a, whose product is annotated as FERM domain containing 4A. NCBI's taxonomy places the organism in Eukaryota, Metazoa, Chordata, Actinopteri, Siluriformes, Ictaluridae. The transcript is spliced from 23 exons. The record is from RefSeq and is a predicted model, not a curated record. Bases 5815 to 8964 code for a protein of 1049 amino acids. Gene Ontology annotation, cellular component: cytoskeleton; adherens junction; bicellular tight junction. Gene Ontology annotation, biological process: establishment of epithelial cell polarity.
AACUAUACAUGUAGUAAUAAUUUAACACAAAAUUGAAAUGAAACUUUAAACGAUGCUGUUUAUAUGCUACAAAAAAUGUCUUAAAUGCUACAUUUUAACUCCUUAAACGCUCGCCUUAUUAGUCAAUUAUUCAUCUUAAAGACUAUUGCUCAAAUGACUGUUUGUAUUUGGAUGACACUUUUAACAAUAGACAUUGUCACAAGGCAGUUUUACAGAAAUCCAGAUGUAGCUUUAUAUCUUUAACGAGCAAGCUAGACGUGUCAGUGGCGAGGACAAACUCCCUGUGAGGAUAUGAAGAAGAACUUUUGAGAGGAACCAGACCCAAAAGGGAACCCAUCCGCUUCUGGGUGACACUGGAGAUUGGGUUUAUAAAGCAUUAUAAUAUUAUUCUAAAUUAUCCAGUAACUGAGAGAGAGAGAGGGAGAGAGAGAAAGAAAGAGAGAGAGAGAGAGGGAGAGAGAGAGAUAGAGAGAGAGGCAGAGACAGUAUAGUUUAAAUAUUUGGAGACAUGGGGAUUGUACCAGUGGUUGGUGUGUAUAAAGACUCUUGUAGGGGACCCUGGGAAAUUUGGUAUUCACAGACGUUACACGCACUCUCUCUCUCUCUCUCUCUCUCUCUCUCUCUCUCUCUCUCUCUCUCUCUCUCUUACACACACACACACACACACACACGCACACACACAAACAAUUUACUCUUCUAAACAACAGCGACUCAGGGCUGCAUCCGACAAGGAAGCAGAAAAGAGAAAAGGAAGGAAUCUCAGCACUCAGGAAUUCAGAGCAUUUCAUUGUAGCCCAACAUACAAAACACCAGCUGUACACAUUUUUGGAUACUCAAGAAUGGUUUUAGAUGUUAGAGACAGUGAAUUUGCCAGAUGUUCAAACACAUAGAGUUUCUACUCAGUGCUUCCUACAAAGCCACACCCCUAAAACACCUGAAAGUUAGUGCAAGAGAGGAUUUAUUAUUGACUGACAGGCUGAAUGAUUGACAGGCAAAUAGAAACUCCUCCAUGUCCUCAUUGGUUGGAUGUAGAUGGUAUAUUUAAUAUUAUUUCUCUACUGUAGGUUACAGAGCCUGAGCUGACAUAGAGACUGGAACAACAAAGUCUUCAUGCUAAGAUUUAUGUUAAAGAUGUUAUAGUUUAAACAUUAUCUUUAAUAUGGAGCAUGAGGAGGAGUUGGGGGUUUGAUUCCCACUGCUGGCCUGUGUGUGUGGAGUUUGCAUGUUCUCCCUGUGCUGUGGGGGUUUCCUCCGGGUACUCCGGUUUCCUCCCCCAGUCCAAAGACAUGCAUGGUAGGCUGAUUGGCAUGUCCAAAGUGUCCGUAGUGUAUGAACAGGUGUGUGAAUGUGUAUGCGAUUGUGCCCUUCGAUGGAUGGAUUGGCACCCCGUCCAGGGUGCGCCCCACCUUUUACCCCAUGCUCCCUGGGAACGGCUCCAGGUUCCCCACGACCCUGUAGGAUAAGCGGCAUAGAAAAUGGAUGGAUGGAUGGAUGGAUGGAGCAUGAGGACCUGCUUACGCAGAGCAGUAUCCACGAAUGUGGUCAUGAAUUUGGCUUCGCUAACAAAUACAGUGUACAAGCGAGGUGAACGGCCGGGUAUGUAUCUUAGUGCUCAGUGCUCGCAGAACUGAACUGCUUUCACACAUGACAGUUUCUCUGCUCGCGCAUAGCCUUUUGUGCGCACAAUCCAUGGCAUCUUGCGGUCAUUAUUAACGACCCUGGCCUCUCUGCAUACUCAGGUUGGCCACCUGUAAUAUUUUUGAUGUUUUACUUGUAUUGUAUUUGUAAGAAGAUGCUGUAAUCGGGAAAUACGUCCAGAUUGCUAAUAUACUCAAUAAUUUGUAAUUAGCCUGACAACACACACUAGGAGCACAAGAGAAAAGGACGAUGUAUCAGAGCGUUAUCCGAUACCAGAAUCAGUACUGAUGCAUCCCUCACACUAAGACACAAUACUAUGUAGGAUUAGGGAUGAGGUCUGAUAUUAACACUGUCUUAAUGAUUAGAAAAUGACAUCUGUCUAUAUCUGAGCUGAUCUGAUCUGUUCUUCUCUCUCUCUCUCUCUCUCUCUCUUUCUCUCUCUCUCUCCUCCAUGCUCCAAUAUGGAUGUUCUCCUGCAUAGGUGAGUAUCUCUUCAGCACUUGCUCACUGUAAUGCUCAUGUGUCCUGGUGUCAUGUUGCAAUGUGAGAAUCAAUAGGCAUUGAGAGAGUGUGGCGCUGGGAAGCAAAGAGAAUGGCGCUGUUGCUCACACUGUUAGCAGGUUCAUGGCUCUCGUUAGCUCCUAGCAGGAGCAAAGCGCACCAAACAGGGAUUACUGCAGUGUGUGUGCGUAUAGUGUGUGUGUCUCGGAGUAUAUUUGUUUUAGUUUUUAGUCGGUAUGGUGUCGAGUGAGACGGGGCGAUGUUUUUGUUGAAUUGUCCAAUGACUUUCUCUGCAGAUGUUACAUUAUAUAUAGUUUGUUCUCGGAGUGUGUUUGCAGAGCUGAGCCUACAAUAGGUCUGGUUACAUUUUCUUUAAAGACACACACUCACACACUUUUUUGUGUUUACCUUCCCCCACUUAUUGGUCCCUGCCUGUUCUACCUCACCCAGAAUCAGAGAAUUAUAAAUAAAUAAAUAAAUAAACCUGAUGGCUGUUUAAGCUCUUGGGUAAUUUUGAUAAAGAAUGAAGUUCUCGUUCAGGUUUAACAUGAAUCUUUCUCCAGAUGGGACGUGCUUUUAACUAGAGAUACAGAAUGCUGGCAAAGGCCGACUUCAUUCCUCACUGAUCGAGGCUUUCUGUUAGAUCGCAGCACACUUAGGAUAAAAAGGCAACAGAAACCACUGGAACGUGGGAGCUGACAUACAUACUGCAUGAGAUUUACUGCCCAACAAACAGAAUCAGCUGUGUGCUAUCAAUAUUAAACCAGAUCAUGUUCGGUCUUGUACAGUGUAACAGAACCUACAUAAGCAGCAUGUGUCUGUAAUAUAGUAUUAUAUACAGUCCCCUCCGAAACUAUUGGAACAGCAAGGCCGAUUCAUUUGUCAGUGCUAUACACCAAAGAUAUUUGGGUUUGAGAUCAAAAGAUGGAUAUGAGAUGAGAGUUUAAGAUUUCUGCUUUUACAUACAUUUAGAUGUGUUAAACAACAUAAAACAUAGAACCUUUUGGAUCAGACCACACAAUUUUUAGGUGAGCAAAAGUAUAGGAACAUAUAAGUCUUGAUGUAAAUUAAAGUAAAUAACAAGUAAUAUUUUGUUGCAUAUCACUUUGCUUGUAAGAACUGUAUCAAGCCUGCGACUCUUUGACAUUGAAACCAAAUUGUUGGUUUCUUCUUUUGUGAUGCUUUUCCAAGCUUUUACCGCAGCUUCUUUCAGUUGUUGUUUGUUUUUCAGAAGGUUCCUCCUUGCAUUCUCCUCUUCAGGACGUGAAAUGCUGUUCAAUUAGGUUAAGGUCUGGUGAUUCACUUGGCCAGUCUAAAACCUUCCACUUUUCCCCCAUGAUAAACUCCUUUGUUGUGUUGGCAAUGUGUUUUGGAUCAUUGUCUUGCUGCAUGAUGAAGUUCCUCUCGAUUAAUUUGGAUGCAUUUCUCUGUAAAUUGACAGACAAAAUGUUCCCAUAAACUUCUGAAUUCAUUCUGCUGCUAUUAAGAUGAGUUGUAUCAUCAAUAAAGAUUAGUGAGAAUGUUCCAGAAGCAGCCAUGCAAGCCCAAGCCAUGACACUACCUCCACCACACUUGACUGGUGAACUUCUAUGUUUUGGAUCAUGAGCAGAUCCUUUCUUUCUCCACACUUUGACCUUUCUGUCACUUUGGUAGAGGUUAAUCCUGGUUCCAGAACUUUUGUGGCUCAUAUGUGUAUUUCUUUGCGAAUUCCAAUCUGGCUUUCUGAUACUUACUGCCGAUGAAUGAUUCACAUCUUGUGGUAUGGCCUCUAGAUUUCUGCUCUCAAAGUAUUCUAUGAACACCGGAUUGUGAUACCUUACCCCAUAGAAAGAAUUAUCAUUUUUUCUAGAAAUCGUUGUUGUAGAGUUGUACAUAAAACAUUUGUUCCAAUGAGUAAAUGUAACUAACAACAUCCGUUUACUUUAUUUGGCAUUUUGUGCAUGAACAGUUGGAUAUGUUUAGAGCAGAAACAGGAUCUGUGGGUUUUGCCCUAGUCCUAUAAUGGUAUCUAGAACUUAUCCACACUCAGUGGACCUGCUGGUACCACAUAUUGCCUCGUAUUGGAUGAUGAAAAAAAACAUAUACCCAUUUAUAAAGUAGGCCGCUCCAAAUUCAAAUCCAAAUUCAGGAAUGUUCUAAGCUAAUCUAAGGUAUCUUUGAUUCAUUCAGUUUCAGUAAUGACUUUCUACUGUCAGGGUCAAAGUAGAUCCAAAGUCUACCCCCAGGAUGUGCUGCCAGUCUUUCACAAGACACCCUGAAUACACAUGUGGUAGUGGUAACUCUGUGGUUAAGACAUUGGGCUACAGAUCAAACGGUCGUGAGUUCACCACCAAGCUGCUGCUGUUGGGCCAAUUAAAUAAAAUGUCACUCUGGAUAAGGGUGUGUGCCAAAUGCCAUAAAUAAAAAUAAAAUAAAAAAUACACAUUCAUACCUAGUAGCAAUUUAGAGCCAACAAUCCAAAUGCCAUCAGGAAGAAGCCCACACAGACAUGCUGAGAACAAGCAAACAUGCAAAUCUCCAUACAGUCAGUAACCCAAGCUUAGGAUCGAACCGAGGAAUCUGAAGCUGUGAGGCAACACUACCUGCUGCGCCAUCGCUCCCAUCGAGGCCGUCUUAAAUUUAACCGCUCGCUAACCAUGGUUGGUUUCAUUUUCACUGUGUAUCUCCACCUGUUUAUGUGAUGUCAGCUGUUGGCUGAUCUUGUGUUUUCAGAAGGCAAAUAAAGUAUCGGCAUCAAAUUUCCAUUGUAAAUGAGCAGCUAUGCCUAUCUGAUGUUUAAGUUGCUUGAACACAUUGUAUUGUAAAUCCACUGGCACAAAUCUGAUAACGAUAACUAGAGAGCUAGGGCUAGAACUAGGGGGUCUUUGCAAGUAAUACAGGUUUUGAACGUAUGUAGCUUGGUCGUUAGUAACUGACGGGCAUCUACUGUGCAAUGACUUGAGUGGACACUUGAAACACAAUGAGGAGAGUUUAGAGUUACACUUAGAUACUCUGUGUGUGUGUAUGUGUGGGUGUGUGUGGGUGUGGGUAUAAUUAGGGUUUGAUAUAAAGUUAAUCUGUACGAUUCACUGCCCUGGGAACAAUAAUGAUGUCAUGAGCCCAUUCAGAUAUAAGCAUGAUGUCAUUUCAUUUGAAAAAGAAAAGAAACGCAACAAGGUUGAUCUACACUCGGAAAACUGAGACACUCAUAUCGAAGAUCUCAUCAGUGGUGUAAGAUCUCAGAGUGUAAGCUGAAUCAGACGCAAGCAGGGCAGAGGAGUCGUGUCCUGCUGCCCUGAUGAGCUCCUUGUCUCGGGUUGUUGAGGGCUAACUGUGUGCUACAGGGCUAUCGCUUUAAAACAAACCAUCAGUGGGUGAAGGGGGGGUGGUGGUGAAAGGCAGAGAGUUGGUACGUUCUACGUGGGAAUGUUUGUGUUGGGUCAACCAUGAGCUGUUCCUGUGGGAAUUAAGGCUCGCUGUUGGAGAGAGAGAGUGAGACAGAGAGAGAGAGAGAGAGAGAGAGAGUAUGAAUCUCUACAGUGUUGCACAGUUUCUCCCGUGGGGCACUUAGAGUAGAAAAGGAGUGAUGAAGGACAUUAAAAGAGAAGAGAGCGGUGCCUGAGGACCUUUACCUGCUCCCACACCUGCACUGAAGAGGGAUUACCUGUCCUCCACACCUGUGUGUGUCUCUCAGCUAUGGAGGCUGUCAUUUUAAGUCUAGAGGAGAGUGUGUGCGGGGCGCAGAGUGUGUUCUGGGAUCUGACUUCAGCCGCUCUCAGGAGAUUGAGACACACACACCUACCGUAUAAUACUGUCUACCAGAUGACGGAGGGCCGGAGAUGUCAGGUCCAUCUCCUGGACGACAGGAAAUUGGAGCUCCUUGUGCAGCCCAAGCUAAUGGCGAAGGACCUGCUGGAUCUGGUAGCGUCGCACUUCAACCUGAAAGAGAAAGAGUAUUUUGGAAUCUCCUACACGGACGACACGGGUCACUUCAGCUGGCUGCAGUUAGACAGGCGCGUGCUGGAGCACGAGUUCCCCAAAAAGUCCGGCCCCAUCGUCCUUUACUUCUGCGUGAGGUUUUAUAUCGAGAGUAUCUCUUACUUGAAGGACAACGCCACCAUCGAGCUGUUCUUCCUCAAUGCUAAGUCCUGCAUUUAUAAGGAGCUCAUAGAUGUGGACAGUGAAGUCGUGUUUGAACUGGCCUCCUACAUAUUGCAGGAGGCCAAAGGAGACUUCACAAGUAACGAAACAACACGGGCAGACCUGAAGAAACUGCCCGCUCUGCCCACACAGGCCCUCAAAGAGCACCCGUCCCUCGCUUACUGCGAGGACCGAGUGAUCGAGCACUAUAAGAAGCUGAGCGGCCAGUCCAGGGGCCAGGCUAUCGUCAAUUAUAUGAGCAUAGUGGAGUCACUGCCUACAUAUGGAGUGCAUUACUACGCGGUUAAGGAUAAGCAGGGGAUCCCGUGGUGGUUGGGGUUGAGUUAUAAAGGCAUCUUUCAGUAUGACUACCAAGACAAAGUCAAACCCAGAAAGGUGUUUCAAUGGAGGCAGCUGGAGAAUCUGUACUUCAGAGAGAAGAAGUUCUCAGUGGAAGUUCACGAUCCUAGAAGGGCGUCGGUAACGCGAAGGACGUUCGGACACAGUGGCAUCGCCGUGCACACCUGGUACGCCUGCCCCGCCCUCAUCAAAUCCAUCUGGGCCAUGGCCAUCAGCCAGCACCAGUUCUACCUGGACCGCAAACAGAGCAAGUCGAAGAUCCACGCAGCACGGAGUCUGAACGAAAUAGCCAUCGACCUCACAGAGACGGGCACGCUGAAGACCUCUAAACUCGCCAACAUGGGCAGCAAGGGCAAGAUCAUCAGUGGCAGCAGCGGGAGCCUUCUGUCCUCAGGAUCUCAGGAGUCUGACAGCUCUCAGACGGCAAAGAAGGACAUGCUGGCAGCUCUGCGCGCUCGGCAGGAGGCUCUGGAAGAAACACUCAGGCAGAGGAUAGAGGAGCUCAAGAGCAUCUGCAUUAGAGAAGCGGAGCUGACCGGUAAGCUUCCUAAAGAAUAUCCUCUAGACCCCGGAGAGGAGCCGCCUACAGUGCGGCGCAAAAUCGGCACGGCCUUCAAACUGGACGAGCAGAAGAUCCUCCCCAAAGGAGAGGAGGAAGAGCUGGAGCGUUUGGAGAGGGAGUUUGCGAUCCAGUCUCAGAUCACAGAGGCAGCGCGGCGUUUAGCCAGCGAUCCUCACGUGAGCAGUAAAAAGCUGAAGAAGCAGAGGAAGACGUCGUACCUGAACGCACUAAAGAAGCUGCAGGACAUCGAGAACGGCAUCAACGAGUACCGUAUCCGCUCGGGCAAGAAACCCACGCAGCGAGCCUCGCUCAUCAUAGAGGAGGCGAAUAUCGGCUCAGAGGACAGCUCUCUCUCUGACGCGCUGGUGCUAGAUGAUGAUGACCCCCAGGUAGCAGGGACGCCCACCUUUUCUCCGGUCUCCUCCCCUCAUAAAGGCCUUCCUCCUCGGCCUCCGUCGCACAGCAGGCCUCCUCCUCCUCAGUCUCUGGAGGGUCUCAGGCACCUGCACUACCAGCGCAGCGACUACGACAAAUCUCCCAUCAAACCCCGCAUGUGGAGCGAGAGCUCACUCGACGAGCCCUAUGAGAGAGUGAAGAAACGCUCCUCCCACUCCAGCAGUCACAGGCGGUUCCCCAGUACAGGCAGUUGUGAGACUGGAGGGAGUAACUCUUUGCAGAACAGCCCAGUGCGCACGCUGCCUCAUUGGAACAGCCAAUCCAGCAUGCCCUCUACUCCUGACUUGAGGACCAGGAGCUACGUCCAUUCAGCCAGCCUGUCUCAGCCUUUCCGUGGGCGGAGCUCCAGCCUGGAGUCUCAGGGGAAGUUGCUGAGCCUAGAGGCAGGACCAGAGGCGGAGCUUAGCCCAGAUCUCUUUCUGUCAGGGCCACAGCGGGCAGGAAGCAGUGGCUCGGUAGUGCCAGAUGACUGCUCAUCAUGCACCAGCCACUCGAGCUCCGAGCACUGCUGCCCACCAGCAGGUGCCAACCCCAACUACCGCACCCUAGCUGAGGACUCACCUUCUAGAGCACGCCAACGUCAGCGUCAGCGCCACAAAUCCGCCGGCCACCUGGGCAACUCGAGCUCGGGCAGCAUGCCCAACCUGGCCGCACGGAACGGCGGGACACCCGGAACAGCUCACCAGGGCGUCUACCUGAACAGCCAGAGCCAGCCGUCAUCGCAGUACCGCAUUAAGGAGUAUCCGCUGUACCCGACAGGCAGCAGCCCGGGCGCUGUGGUGGUCCGCAGCCUGGAGAGUGACCAAGAAGGCCACUACAGCGUCAAAGCACAGUUUAAGACGUCCAACUCAUACACGGCCGGUGGCCUCUACAAGGAGGGCUGGGGGUCAGCAGGGGAGGAUGGUGAGGGAGGCAGUGCCAGUGGCAGUGCCAGGCUCACACCGUCCAGGUCUCAGAUAGUGAGGACUCCGUCUGUAGGGAGGGAGGGAGGAGGGAACAGAGCGGCCGUGUCCGAGGAGCUACGGUGCUGGUACCAGCGUUCGUCCGGAUCACUCAAAGAGCACGCACGGCUCACGCACACCAGUUCGAACACGGGGAGAGUUGGCACACUCUCUAAGGGCUCACCAGCUGCCUCUCCACAUAGCCAGAGAAGUGGAACACCAUGCAGUGAGUCAGCAGCAACGCCAUCCUGCAGCCCCCAGCACAUCCUCAACUGGCAGAGCGGAUCAUUCAGCGACAGCUGUUUCCUGAGCAGUCCCCUUUGCUCUGAGCUCGCCGACGUGCAGUGGUAUGGACACGAGAAGGCCAAGCCAGGAACUCUCGUCUAAACCCUCCAUCCCUCUCCUGCUUCAUCCCUUUCUUCCUGGAACAGUGUUCUCUGGGCAGAUCUGUCCACAGGCUGGACCUCAACACAUAUUAUAGACAUGCCUAUGGCUGGAGCCAACACCCCUUCACCUUCUCUCUGUGCAUAUCCAGCAGUACAGUGGCUCUGGAAUUUGGAAUCACGGAGGUCGGACCGAACUAGACUAAACCGAUCCUAAGUUGACCUUAAGCUGAUCCUCCCACUGCGUAUGUUAUGAACUCUGAACUGUGACCCAGUUAGCUGCCAGUCAGUUGCUCCGUAUGCACAAAACCCUUCAUCCAGUCCUAUCGCUGGAGUGAUGCACCAGGGGUGUGGCCUCUCUUUUUUGGAGAUGUGUUUAUGUGUGUGUGUGUGUGUGUGUGUGUGUGUGUGUGUGUGUGUGUAUGUGUGCAUCCUAGUGAACUGCUCCUAUGUAUGCAUACUCAACCACACACAUCAGUGUGUAAUUCUGCAUAGAAGAUAAGGAGUACACACACUCCUGCAGAACGUUGCUGUUGGCCGUUUUGUCCGUAACCUUCAUGCGCACUGCUCUGUUGGAGUAAUUGCGAUGAAUCACACGCCCCAGUCCACCGAGUGCACCAUAAAUCCUGUUCCCCACUUUCUUUUCUUUUCUUUUCUUUUUUUUUUUUUUUUCCUUUUCUAUAGCAUUCUGCAAAAAAAAAAAAUAUGGGCGUACACAACUGAGACCAAAAGAUGACAGAAACACCCUUUUGGAUGUGAAUCCUUCAAGAAAAUCAGCAUUAUUGGCAUUUCUAAUUUUAAAAAAAAAAAAAAAAAAAAAAAAAAAAAAGGUCACGUUAGGAAUUAGAGGAUUUUCCAGCACUUCACAAAAGUGAGCGAUCUCAGAAACGGCGUGAAAAGGCUAACCGCAAAAGCACCGCGAUGACGACGCACUGCGAUGACGACUGGAAUUCAGGGGAUUAGUCCUGAAAACCUUUACGCCGUUCCAAAAUAUACGGUGUCAAUAAAUAAUCCAGAAACAAAAUGACAGUUAUGAUAUUUUACAAUGAAAUAUCUAAUCCUAGGGGACAAAAACAAACCAUGUCCUCCAAUGUCCAACAUCGAGCAGUUAGUAAAAAAGAGGCAUUAUUUCAGGAAAUUGCACCCCGGGUCAUGUAUUUCAGUAUUGCGAAGGUUAAAACCAGCCAGCUCUAGCUAACUACCACAUUAUAAAAUUAUUAGGGCUGCAACUAAUGAUUAUUUCCAUAAUCGAUGAGUUGGUCGGUUAUUUAUUUAUUGAUUUAUUCCGAUGAAUCGGAUGGGGGCGCAAACUUUCAGUACCAUCAACCGUUUAUUUAUAAUAAAAUCCACAAACUGAGUGUUACAAAUAUAAAACUUCAGACUAAAACUUUACACAACUGUCUGUCCAAUUAUAUACAACUGAAAAGAACCCAAUACACACACACACACACACACUAGAAUAUGUUAUUCAUUUAGCACUGUAGUUUAAUUCAGUGCUUUUUGUGCCUCCAUAAAAAAUAAUGCAUAAAUACUUGUGUAAAAUGUAAACAAAUAUAUAAGUUUAUAUUAUAUAAUAGUAUUUAUGCAUUACUUUUUAUUAAAAGGUAACGCUGACAUAAAAAGUAAACUGAAGAACGUCAUCGUCGGUGACUCUGGGUAUUAGCCUAAAGCUAGCGGCGUCACGUUACGUGCGUAUGACGUCAUGCGCCAUCAACUAGGAAGCGGCUUAUACUUCCGGUUAGUAAAAAACGCUCGUGUUCCUUUUGAGACGAUUACCUUUCUAAACUUCACACACUAGACGGUAGAGUGCGUAAUUUAGGACACAACUUUAGUAUUUACUCCCCGGAGCGUGUUUUCGGAAGAGAAGUAACGUAAUGAGUUAACGUACCCCGUCCCACGCAGACCGACUAAUCGAUAACGAGAUCAGUUGAGGACGAUUUUCAUAAUCGAUUGUUAUUAUUUUAUCGAUUAGUUGUUGCAGCUCUAACGAUUAUACUGUUAAAGAAAGUGCUAAACAUUUCGAUAACCUAUAACAUGAGCUGAUAUGACAUGAUAAUGCUCAAACAACAGUAUACGGGGCAUGACUAAUAUCACUGUUUACUCAAACUUGAAUGUACUUCAAUCAGAACCAGCAAUGUUAAUAUGAAAACCAGUCGCUAAUUCGUAUAAUCACUUAUAACUUCAAUCCAGUUAAACGACCUGGUUCGGUUUGAACCUUGUUGAUGUCCUUACCAUCCAAGAGUGCUUAAAGUUACCUUUAGAUGAACUAGGGAUGUAUCCGAAUACAAAUACGUCCACUCGUGUGCUAGUUUGAAUUAGGCUGCUCGUUUGUCAUAUAGUUCGGAAAUAAAUUCAUUAGACAAUAUUGCAGGCAGUUACGAACAAACAUGAUAAGUGCACGAACAGGUCUGGUGCGCCGAGACAGGUCAUGAACUCGAGUGAGCUAAGGUCGAGGAACUUUUUAAGGUUGAGAGCCAGAACAUUCCGAGCAGGCCACGCCCACUUUGGGUUUAAACCUGGAGAAGCACUAAACAAACGCAGAUAGAAAUAGUGGCAUUUACGUUAUAUCAAUAACGUGAUCUGUCUUCGGAUAACGACAAGUGAGCGAUUAGCCUCGCGUUAACGAGUGCGGCUUUACAGUAUUAUCGGCGCUUUAAAAUCAUUCCCACUGAUCCCACGGAUAAGUCUGUGGAAUCUUAAUUCUGGCUGGUUUUACUCGCAGAGUAGAUAUAUUGAUCAAGCCCUAACAGAAAACAGCAAAUCUCCGGCAGUUUAUUAAAGCGGAAACAAGGUCGUUGUCAUUGCAGGGCCGCAUGUAGACGUUUUUGCAGAAAGGGGGAUGAUUUUGAGGCUUGUGGUCUCCAUGUAUUUGUCUUGUUUUGUUUUGGGGUGGGUUUUUUUUUCCCAUUUAGAUGUUCUAUCAGUUCUCAUACAAUAGCUGUAAAGUUUCCCAAAAGCCAUGUAGUGCCAUAUUUGAUCUGCUGUUUUAAGGGAAACUCCUCCCUGAACAUGAGCUGGAUGGGAGCUGUGUGUUGGUGUAAGCUUCUGAAGAACGCUGAAGUACUGUAUGUGCCACUCGCUCUCUCGGGCAGCUCCACCAGCCUGCUAGCCACCAUGGUGCUCUGAGCCUCUACUGUACUGUACGAUAAAUUACAAAUCCCCAAAUACACCCCCCACCCCCACAUCCCGCUCUGCUACUGAGCCUACAAGUAAUCCUCGUACCUGACAUCUUCGACAUAGGGACCUUAUUUUUAAAAAAUUUCCGUACUGAUGGAGUUUUUCUGUACUGCAUGCAGUUAGCACCGGACUGUUUGUACUCGGUUAGGGACUGGAUGAAACUGUAAGAGCACAACGUAAAGGGGCACACAUCAUACAGAACAGCCACUGACCAACAAACUUCUCUCUGAUUGAUCUUACCUCGGUGCCAUUUCAAGCAUUCCAGUCUACAAGCAGAACACACCCAUCCGGACCUCGGUUCUGAAAAACGUCCACACUCACCGUAGGCUCUCAGACGGAGAGGAAAAAACACAGGGUGUUUGUGUUUUUCUAGGCAGCGAGAUUUUAAAACGAAACGAUGGUGCUCUUCUUCUCAAUGUCUCUCAUUUGACGAGGAAACACGGCAAGCCAUAGAGUAACAACCAUGUCUAUAUACUACACACUCCACACGGUACAACAUCACACACACUCGGAAAUGGACACUCCGCAGCAAAGGACACUAUCUACAAGCACACUUCUUCUUCUUUUUCUUUUCUUUUUUUUUUUUUAAGUAUACGUAUUUCCAUUACUAUAGUGUAUGUGCAUUAUGUGCCAUCAGACCCUUCAUAACAGAGUCCAAACCUAACACCCUGCAAUGUGAAAUCAAUUGCUGUUUGUGUGUUAUUUUUAGGGAUUCGAAUUCACCCUCUUACCCAGAACAGUGUAAUGCUGCCUCUCUUCCAGGCCUGGAUGGUAGCCCAUAAGUGCCAAGACAUGUUAACAAACCAAACCAGGCAACAACAAAUCAGAAAACACAACAACAAAAGUAAAAAAAAAAAUAAUAAAUAUCAUAAUGUAAAAGCAAAUGAGAAAACGCAACAAAACUAAAAACAUAGCAAAUCGGGAAACAACGAAACUAAAAAUACAACAAAUCGGGAAACAACAGAAAAACUAAAAGCAACAGUAAAAUCACAUCAAUAUUAUCACAAAACACAAAGGGGAGGUCCUUACUGAACGUCGCAUAAUUAUAUCAAUGCUGUGCAAAGUUAUAAGAAUAUGAACGUACAUGAAGGCCCUUGAUAAAAUAAUAAUAAUAAUAAUAAUAAGCAGGAAUGAAAGCAUUUCAUAUUUCCUCUAACUAAACAUCCUCCAACGUACACUGUAGCCAAUCAGCAACCAGCAUGGAACAUGGCAUGUUCUCCCUGGACGUCCCUUUCUGUUUUGAGAUAAUUGUAAGGUGUUUUUUGAUUUGCUGUCGUGGUUUAUUUUGUUGUCGUGGCGUUUAUUUUUUUUAUUAGUAUUGUUGUGUUUUCUAGUUUAUUUUUGCGUCCUGGGUCUGUGAAUGUGUCCUGCACUUCCAGGUCGGAUGACAGUUCGAGGCGAAUUCAGUUCUCUGGUGUUAAAACGAACCCAUAGAAAGAGAAAACAUUUCACGUGAAGAUGUCGUCUCGUUCCCACAGUGCUGUGAUUCAGGCCUCAUGCUUAUCUCUCCACUGAGAAAGAAGAAAACGUAUAUUCUCUCCUCAUGCCCUAAUUCUUACCUGUAUUUAAUAACAAGUCUAAACCUUUUAUAACAAAAGAAUAAACUAACACAUUUAUCAACAUAUAUGGAAAAGACUAUGGAAACCUGUCUGGGUUAUUUUACAAGAGGAGGGGGGCGGGGGGAUUAAAUAUUCAAAUGUUUUAAAAAAUUUUUUUUUUUUUUUUUAAAUCAAACAGUGUUUCUUUUAUUUCCUUUUUUUUUUUUUUCUUUUUCACUAUGUCAGGACAAAGUAACCCUUUCAGGUGCUACAGGAUGACCAGUUACUGCGUUGUUUCCUAGCUGUAGACUUUUCCUAACCGUUGUCAAUAGUUUUAAUACGAGUCGUGCAAAAUGAAGGAUGUUAGUUACUAAACUGUGUCGCUCACUCCCUCAUUCCUGACAAUAGAGCAUGUUUUCAUCACUUUAUGGAGUUCAAAUCAAAAAUAACCGCACACGUUAUAACGGUGUUGUAGAAAAACAAAUGUGGAGUUGUUGGGGAGAAUAACAAUGAAUUCCACAGUUAAUUUAUUCUUUUUCUAUUAAGAAUUUGUAUAGUAACUUUACAUUUUUCAAAAACCGUGUUGUUGGCAACUGAAUCUGAAUUUUCCAGAUGAGGAAUGUGGUGGUUCUUGAGAUUAUGAAAAUAAAUUAUUGCUGAAUGUUCUCUAAACCAAA